UUGCUCUGUGGUACCUUCAUUUUCUCGUACCUUCAUUCAAACAAUGGCUUCAAUGGCAUCUUCAAGCACCUUCUGCAACCUCAAGUUUCACACCAAACCCAACAAUAUUUCCUCUCUUCCUCGUAUUCUACUCUCUCAGAAACAGGAUGACAUGCCCACCGACCAAAUCAACCGAAGAGAGCUCAUAUUAAAAACCAGCGAAUUAGCAACCAUUGGUGCCAUAUUCAAUUUCAGUGGGAAAAAGCCUAAUUAUCUUGGAGUGCAGAAAAACCCAGCAGCGUUGGCUUUGUGUCCAGCAACUAAGAACUGUGUAUCUACCUCUGAGAAUAUCAAUGAUUCCAUCCAUUAUGCUCCUCCUUGGAACUAUAACCCUGAAGGUAGGAAAAAUCGUGUGAGCAGAGAAGAGGCAAUGGAGGAACUGAUAGAAGUGAUAGAAUCAACCACACCAGACAAAUUUACACCACGAAUAGUUGAAAGGAAAGAAGACUAUGUUCGAGUGGAGUACCAAAGCUCAAUCUUGGGGUUUGUGGAUGAUGUUGAGUUCUGGUUCCCACCUGGUAAGGGUUCAACUGUGGAGUAUCGAUCUGCAUCCCGGUUGGGAAACUUUGAUUUUGACGUGAAUAGAAAAAGAAUCAAGGCACUGCGACAAGAAUUGGAGAAAAAAGGAUGGGCAUCACAAGACACGAUAUGAUUUUACCUGUGCAGAAAUUACAUCAGCAUUUAAGCAACUAUAACCGAUUGACUUCUCGCAGCUAUUGUUGCAUAUGUUUUGUAACCUUAAAUAAUUUUAUAUUGGACUACAAAACUCAAUUAAUCAUU
Messenger RNA from Gastrolobium bilobum, 819 nucleotides. RefSeq lists its product as uncharacterized. Lineage: Eukaryota; Viridiplantae; Streptophyta; Magnoliopsida; Fabales; Fabaceae. The record is from RefSeq and is a predicted model, not a curated record. Bases 44 to 691 code for a protein of 215 amino acids. The transcript is spliced from 7 exons.